UUUCCCCUAUCUUUCUUUCUUUCUUUGUCUUUGAAGUAGCCGAACAUUCCCUGUUCUCCCUCCCUUCUUGCCCACCUUCUUCCAAAGCAGAUCGAAAACAUAAAAGCAUCUCAGUCACUGGCCUUCUUUCUCCCUAACUACUUCAAAGUAGAAAAGCCCAUUUCCCCUGUCUUUCUUUCUUUCUUUGUCUCUGAAGCAACGGAACGUGCCUUGUUCUCCCUUCCUUCUUGCCCACCUUCUUCCAAAGCAGAUCGAAAAUAUCAAAGCAUCUUAGUCACCGGCCGUCUUUCUCCCUAACUACUUCAAAGCAGAAAAGCCCAUUUCCCCUCACCGAAAAAUCCCCACCAAAAUCCCAUUCACCGGCCGUCUUUCUCCCUAACUACUUCAAAGCAGAAAAGCCCAUUUCCCCUCACCGAAAAAUCCCCACCAAAAUCCCAUUUCUCCUCCUUCCGUGAGUCUCCUUCCGAGAACAAAGAAUAUGGUAAAUUUGAGCAUCAUGAAUUAGAAAACAUAGUGGAGUUGCAACAAAUGUUUGACAAAAUAGUAGUCACCGGUGAAAUUGCAUGCACUCCAGUUGCUGGGCCUAUUCCUCCAGUACAACAGAAUGUGGGGUUUGAAGAUGCUGUUGAUUUGGAAGAAGGAAGUGGUGAUUCUGAUGAGGUGAAUGUCAUCCCAACACAAACUGGUGGAAGCAGUGAAAAGAGAAAGAAAAACAAAAUUGGUCCUUCACUUACCGGCAAAGGGAAGAAAGUGAAAGUAGGGGGUGCAGCAUACAUGCAGAAACAAUUGAAUCGUCUUUAUGAUGCAGUUGAAAGUUAUACCACAACUACUCUGAGUGAUUCAUCAAAGAAAAAUUAUGAAACAUAUCCUGAAACCACUGAAGAAUGUAUGGAGAUGUUGCUAACUUUACCUGAAGUUGAAGAUGAUAAUGAACUUUUUGUGUUAGGUACUCGUUUGUUUGUGAAACGAGAAUAUAGAAAUAUGUUUAGGAGUAUAAAAUCAGUUAACUCAAAACUUGCUUGGCUACAGCAAGAGUUGGAAAGGGACAAGAUAAGGUUUGAGAUGGAGAGGGAGAGAUUCGGUGGUAGAAGGUAUUACUAGGAUGUAUCUAUUUGAGUUUUUAGUAUUAAAACAAUCGUAAUACUUGUAUUUGAGAUACAAAACUGUUUCCUUUUUUAUUUGUAUUUUCGUUGUAUGUGGACUAAUAUUAUGAAUUUAUGUCUUUUUCAUAAUGUUGUGUCUUAAAAAUUGGACUAAUGAUUUAUAGUUUAAAUAAGGAUUCCAUAUUAAU
Molecule: messenger RNA, 1291 nt
Organism: Rubroshorea leprosula
Lineage: Eukaryota; Viridiplantae; Streptophyta; Magnoliopsida; Malvales; Dipterocarpaceae
Source: the annotation of a GenBank genome assembly